This is a messenger RNA of Eimeria mitis, 423 nucleotides long. RefSeq lists its product as uncharacterized. The coding region runs from base 1 to 423 and encodes 140 amino acids. NCBI's taxonomy places the organism in Eukaryota, Apicomplexa, Conoidasida, Eucoccidiorida, Eimeriidae. The record is from RefSeq and is a predicted model, not a curated record. The transcript is spliced from 4 exons.
AUGCAGGGUAGAAAAAGAGAAGUACCCUCAGCAGAUACCCAGGGGGAAAGCCAGGGGCCCCCGGGGGCCCCCGGGGCCCCCGGGGGGCCCCCCAGGCGCCGCAGGGUACAGUUUGCUGAGGAGUUAACAAUACAUGAAGCAGCAGCAGCAGCAACAGCAGCAGCAGCAGCAGCAACAGCAGCAGCAGCAACAGCAGCAGCAGGAGGAGAUGAACACAAAGGAGACUCACCAGCAGCAAUAGCAGCAGCAGCAGCAGCAGCAGCAGCAGCAGCAGGAGAUGAUGAUGCUGCUUUGGCAGAUAUUCUUGACGCUAAAUUCUCAAAAAGCAGGGCAGAUGCUGGGUUUGACGUUUAUGAUGCAGCAGCAGCAGCAGAAGCAGCAGGAGAAGAGGACCCUAACCAAAUGCGGGAGAAGUUCCUUUAG